UUAAAAGCUAUCCCCAUCUAUAAAUACAUUUCAACUCCCUUCCUCUACUCUCAAGAACUUCCAUAAACCUCUCAAUCUGAAAACUUAUCUCAAACUUUUAAAAGAGGAACUUUUCAGGGUUCUUAAUUUUAGCAAAAACCUCUGAUUCGUAGAUGGCGGCAAUAAACGAUGUAUCGAAGCUUGAAUACAUCAAGCAACACCUGCUCGGUGAUCUUUCUCCUAUCGGGCUUUCAAUUUUUGACCAAAAUGAAUGGAGUUUUGAAGUAAAUACCGAUUUCUCCACCUCGCAAUCUGAUUCUCUCUGCUCCCAAACCUCGAGCUCUGACUCCGUGAUUGAAGUAGCAGACUACUUGACUCCCAGCGAGAUCUUCGAGUUCAGUUCAAAUCAAAGCGAUUUUUUCGAUUUUGAAUUGAAACCCGAACUUAUUGAUCUCACAACCCUCAAAUCCCUAACGCUAACCUCUCAAUCGAGUAAUAGCUCGUUUGAAUUUGAAUCGAAACCUGAAACUAUCGAUCUCAGAGUUGCCACCUCUCAAUCGAACAGCUUUUUGGAUGAAUUCGAAUCCAAACCUCAGAAACUCCGCCAAACGAGCUGCCAAUCUAACCGGAAGCCAUCUUUGACGGUUUCCCUUCCUGCGAAAACCGAAUGGAUUGAAUUCGGAGCUCCGAAGCCUCAAGUCUCCGUACAGAAGAAAUCGAUCGAGGAAGAGAAGAGACACUACCGAGGUGUCCGGCAAAGGCCGUGGGGCAAGUUCGCGUCGGAGAUCAGAGACCCGAACCGUAAAGGCUCCCGGGUUUGGCUGGGGACCUUUGACACGGCCAUGGAAGCAGCUAAAGCUUACGACCGAGCCGCAUUCAAACUUCGCGGCUCGAAAGCCAUACUCAACUUUCCACUGGAAGCCGGGAAGUAUAAGAACAGUGACGUAAUCGAUAAGAAACGACGUCGUCAGGAAGAAGUAGAAGCAGAAAACAAAUAUGAGGAGGUAGCGGUGGUAAAGAAAGAGAAGCUAACGGAGUUUGAUGACGCCGUUAGUUAUUUAAAGAACAUGCCGUUGACACCGUCUGAUUGGACGGCCGUGUGGGAGUCUGACGGGAAGGGGGUUUUCAAUAUUCCACCUCUUUCGCCGUUAUCUCCACAUCCAGCUUUGAGUUAUUCACAGUUAAUGGUUGUUUGAAGGAGUUUUAUUUUUACUUCACUUCUCUGUUAUUUGUAUAUUUUUAUUCACAGAUAUUCAUUUAUUUUUUAAAAUAGAGAGAAUUUGAUUGAUCUGUUUAAUUUGGGGCUUAUGAAUCUGAUGAUUUCUCAGUGUUACUUACA
Messenger RNA from Humulus lupulus (European hop), 1318 nucleotides. Its product is annotated as ethylene-responsive transcription factor 5-like. Gene Ontology annotation, biological process: ethylene-activated signaling pathway; regulation of DNA-templated transcription. Gene Ontology annotation, molecular function: DNA binding; DNA-binding transcription factor activity. Bases 153 to 1175 code for a protein of 340 amino acids. The transcript has a single exon. The record is from RefSeq and is a predicted model, not a curated record. Lineage: Eukaryota; Viridiplantae; Streptophyta; Magnoliopsida; Rosales; Cannabaceae.